AUGUCCUCCCUCCUCAGACUAGGUCUCUACUCAACGCCCCCGGUGUUGUCGCGUGUCUGUGGACGAUUGCUGUCUACUUCACGAGUUGUACGCGAUGCUGCCGCGCCCACGCCGAAUUUAGGGACCGUCCCAGCCAAGAAGCCUGUCGGUGCCUUCCGCGGCGGGAUUGUUGGAUUCCUCUUUGGUUUCUCUCUCGCGUCGUCCGUGGCUGCGUAUCAUCUGCUAGAGGAGUACAAGCUGGCUUCUGCGGCAUUGCAGGCUAGCGUGGAGGAGCUGCAGCUGAGCACGCAGAAGGUUUCUGCGCAUGUCCGGCGGAUAGAGGCUGUGGAGAAGGAGCUGAAGGCGCUGAGCGACAGCUCGGCGACCAAGGAGGACAUUUCGCGAGUUCGGGCAGAGAUGAAAAAGUUGUAUGAUGGGCUCCAUGUUGAGUUCCUCGAUCUUAGGUCAUACGUAUGGGGUAUUCAGCAAGAUGUUCAUGCUUUAUCCAAAAAGGAGUCUUCCUCUGUCCGUCUUGUAUAG
Laetiporus sulphureus 93-53 is the source of this 519-nucleotide messenger RNA. RefSeq lists its product as uncharacterized. Lineage: Eukaryota; Fungi; Basidiomycota; Agaricomycetes; Polyporales; Laetiporaceae. The transcript has 5 exons. Bases 1 to 519 code for a protein of 172 amino acids. The record is from RefSeq and is a predicted model, not a curated record.